AUGCGUCAACUGCAGUACCGCAUCAGUAGCUCUACCUUUACAUCCUUCAAUAUUCUUCAGCCUCAGCAGCCAUCGAAUACUUUAUUCUCUUCGUCACCAGAAUCUAGGGUUGUCAGUCUUCUAAUGAACCCAAAAUACUACCAUUUUACAGAUUGUUACACGGCUGGCACAAGUGUACCUCACGCUGACACAGUUCCAGCCAAUAAUUACACAAUAGAAAGUAUAACGAGCAAGGAAAAUUCUAUGGUACUUGAUCUUUUCCAUAUUUUCUUGCGUGCACACCCCAUUUUUCCUAUUAAGAUAAUCGAAUUAAAAUCGAAUAUUGUGAAAUCCGAUUUAUCGGAUGUUUCUGCCUUGAAUGUAAAAUGUUAA
Molecule: messenger RNA, 372 nt
Organism: Phycomyces blakesleeanus NRRL 1555(-)
Lineage: Eukaryota; Fungi; Mucoromycota; Mucoromycetes; Mucorales; Phycomycetaceae
Exons: 3
Coding region: 1-372 (123 amino acids)
Source: RefSeq, a predicted model, not a curated record